AUGAAGAGACGCUCCUGCGAUCGCUGCUACACAAUCAAGGUCAAAUGCCAGCCCGGGCGCAAUCGGGAAGCAUCCACGUGUCGUCGAUGCGAACGACUCGGCCACAAGUGCCAGACACUCCGCAAGAUCCGCCCCCCUGGUCGGAAGCCGCAGACAACUUCAACCUCACCAUCACCCAUAACUCGUCCAAAUAGCGAUGACUCGGGUAGAUUGCCAUUGCUCGUCCAUCCGCUACCAUAUCCUCGUCUCUCGAUCACUCUCCGCUCCGAGGAAGAGACAACGAUCCAAUUCCUCUUCUCAACUACAGCCUUCAUCUCCCAUUUUACCAUUGGACCUUCUUUUAGAAGCAAGAUGCGUCAUUCUCUGCACUCUCGAUUCCUGAUCUCCCCGGAGAACCUCUUGGAAGGGUUUCUGGCUUGCGCUGGCGAAUUUGCCCUUCUAUCGGGGCACCUUCAAAUACAAACACAAGCACAGAACAUGUCCCGCUGCGCGAUGGCGAUCCGCAAACUUCGUGCUCUAGACCCUCCAACAGAUUUGGCACAGGUCCGUUUGAUGUUGGCGUUGGGAACAAGUAUCCUCACCUAUGACCAAAUGGUGUCACCGGCUGCGGCAGCAUCGGUGUACGGCCAAGGCGCAUUCACGAUAUGCCGGUAUAUACUCUUUCAUGCAAAACCAUGGUAUGACCCACCCGGACCGCUGUCCCAACUGUCUGAGAUGGACAUUGAGAUGAAUUGUCUCCUAUACCUCGACACAGUGGAGUGUCUGAUCCACCGACGGAUGCCGGUUUUGCGACUGCGACUUCGGGACGGAUGUGAACUUGUGGUCGAUCGGUAUAUUGGGCUCUGUUACUCACUACUCCCGCUGCUCUAUGAUGUUUGUGUAAUUGGCGCGGAUUCAAGAAACAAGAAGCAUGCCUGGUUACGAGUCUGGGAAAAGGUCCGAAAUGCGGUCACGGAGUGGCAGCCUUCCGUCCCAGCCGAGUUUGCGGAGAUGUACACGUCCAAGGAAGUAAUCGGGAUGUUCGCUCAGGCGAAUGUUCACCGCCAAAUGGCACUGCUGGUACUACAUCGGCUGCGGUAUCGGUUCGGAGAAGAAGAUAUAGCGGCCAAGCUCUACUCGGAGUCGAUUCUUGCAGAAUCUGAAACCUGUUUACAGCUAUCAGGAGAAUAUCCGUUCCAGAUUGGACUUUCGCUUCUGGUCGCCGGCUUUGAGCUCUCUGAUAUCUCCCAGAGAGAGCAUCUGAUCAGGACGCACUUCGCUGCGGACCACGGCCUGUUUGCACAACCACAUAGUAGAAUGCGGAAUCUACUCGCUCUCGUUUGGACAGAGAAAGACGCCGGGGAAUAUGUCUCUUGGUUCGAUAUCAUCUCAAGCAAGACAUCUGGCUUCUGUAAUGUACCAUAA
Messenger RNA from Aspergillus nidulans FGSC A4, 1404 nucleotides. Its product is annotated as Zn(II)2Cys6 transcription factor domain-containing protein. Gene Ontology annotation, biological process: regulation of DNA-templated transcription; regulation of transcription by RNA polymerase II; DNA-templated transcription. Gene Ontology annotation, molecular function: zinc ion binding; DNA-binding transcription factor activity, RNA polymerase II-specific; DNA binding. Lineage: Eukaryota; Fungi; Ascomycota; Eurotiomycetes; Eurotiales; Aspergillaceae. Gene Ontology annotation, cellular component: nucleus. Bases 1 to 1404 code for a protein of 467 amino acids. The record is from RefSeq and is a predicted model, not a curated record. The transcript has a single exon.